Branchiostoma floridae (Florida lancelet) is the source of this 1967-nucleotide messenger RNA. RefSeq lists its product as uncharacterized. The transcript has 2 exons. Gene Ontology annotation, cellular component: mitochondrion. Lineage: Eukaryota; Metazoa; Chordata; Leptocardii; Amphioxiformes; Branchiostomatidae. The coding region runs from base 92 to 493 and encodes 133 amino acids. The record is from RefSeq and is a predicted model, not a curated record.
GAAAUGUCUGUUGAGAAUUUCGUAAGGGCUUUUGGAGGAAUCUAAGACAUUUCUAGCCGAAAGUCUUGAAGAUUUGUGUCUUUAUCUAAUUAUGUGGAGUUCCAGAUGUCUCAGGGCCCUGUGUGAGGGGAGUUUCUACGUACAGAAGAUGCAAAAUCUUCCCAGUCUCUGCGCUCUACACACAUCUGUCGUCACUAUGGCAACACAGCAUGACGACAACGUCACUAAAAGUGUGAGCUCUCCACAAGUAACCAAGGGGGUGCCAGCAUCUGAGAGAAUAGCCAUGGAGACUCCAAGAGGCGCGCUCCCUCCCCUCCCACCAGACAACUGUUGUAUGAGUGGCUGCCCAAACUGUGUCUGGCUUGAACACGCAGAGGAGUUGUUAGAACACUACAAGGAUGGCGGAGAGAAAGCUUUGGAAGCCCUCGAACAGAUAGAGGAUCCGUCUCUCAAGAUGUUUCUUAAGAUGGAACUUAAGUCAAGGAUGACAUAGUGCCAUGAGAUUUGAAGUUCAAGAAAUAUGAAGAACACGUCAGUGCAUGAUGCCUUAAGGACUUCAUGCAGCUGUCAAUGCAAAACCUAAAGAGGCAAGAGACAGUCAUCAUUUAAUGGGGAUAGGUCAACUACCUCUCGUCUGAAUGUCACCUUUCUGAACUCUUGUCUGACUGCACUUUUGUACUAGAACUCCAGAAGGGGCAGCUAAUUGUAAUAACUAGUAGGACUCGAAAAAGAUUUUAGAUCACCGUCACAGGGCAUGCAGAUGUUAGGGCAUUACUUGUACUUGACAGAAAAACAAGAAGUAUUCCCUAUCACUCAAGGUAUGGCCUGACAGUGGGUAGAAUCGCUUUAAAGGCCGGAGGGCGAUCCAACCUACUGGAGGGCUGGGUUUGGAGGUGAUAUGGAACAUCAUGUGUUGUAUGAGAGAAAGAGAGAGAUUACAUUUAUAUAUUACAUUAUAUCAUGCUAACCUGAGGAAACUCAGGUUUAUCAAAGAAAAAAAAAAGAGCAAAAGAAGUGACAAUAAUGCAUUGCAUCAACAUUUCUAUUUGCCAAUUGAACAAAAGAACAAAGCCGUGCCAGUAUGGUUAAAAAAUGGCUAGUUUAUCCCAUUCUCACUGACAGAAUGUUCUUAUACUUUGUUUUGUCAAAGUUCUGCUAAAUGAUGGACACUUUCUAGAGCCUUGAUUGGAAUUCAUUUCUACCACAAAACAUAUUUAUUGACAACCACACAGGGUAUGCUGGUCUACUGCGAUGAUGGGGUUUUUGAACUGAAGUCUUUCAGCAAGUCUCAGGGUUUCAAGUAAACUAUGAAAAAAGGCCUUUUCAACCAAUUGUGUACAUUGUCUCAAAUUCAAAUUUUACCUUUGCCUGCACAAAAGUGUGGUCACUAAAUUUUAAUAACUAUUUAUUGACAUAUUUAUUGACUGUACUGUCCAGGGGGGGUGCAAUGAGUAUCUUAUCAGCUAAGAGGCGCUUUGGUGCAGCAUACUUGUCUGGUGGGAUUGUCCUCUCCAGUCAUAAUGAAGCAUUUGAAAUUGGUCAUCAAAAGGCUAAAAUGCAGUUUUUUUCAUGAUGUAUAAAAAUGAAGCUAUAGUGUACUAGCUAGAACAGUUUUGCCACCAAAGCUCUCUUCUUAAUAUAUACAUUGUACACACUGAUCAUGACAGCAAAGAAAGUUGGGAGUCUUGAAACAUACUGGAAGGCAAGUAGAGCGAAAUAUCAGGAGAAAACUUAAUAUUAGUCUGUGUAACACAAACUCCGCUGUCCAGGGCUGUAACUAGGGGGCCGGUGGAUAUUUGGCGGGCUGAUAUAAGCGGGAUUUUAUCAGGCUAACUUAAUAUCUGCCACAGUGGUAAACACAAUGAUUUUACAAAAUUGUACAUUUGUACCUGCAAAUUUGAGUGGUGAUUGGUAACAAAAAUCAUGAUGUAUUUAUACACAAUAAAGAAACAAGACUUACAGAUGCA